AUGGCAGCCACCGACAGCCAGAUCUGUUCCCGAUGCAACGGACAGGGCCACCGUGCGGCCCAAUGUCCAAAGAUGCCGUUCUACCGUACCUGCGAGUACUGCAAGGUGGUGGGGCAUUCAGCAAAGGCCUGCCCCAAACUGCAGCGCCGGGCUUUGGAGAAGGCCAGCCAGAAGAAGGCGGGCACGAAUCAGACCAGCGACACGUGGAGCGAGUCCGGAACAAGCACCACAGCUUCGGGUGAUUCUUGGACAUCGGGGGCUUGGCGCAAGCCCCGCAGUGUCAAAAGCAAAGCCAAGGGUGCCUCGGGCGAGUGGCAGCCAGAGCAUUGGGUGCUCAGCACUGAAGAGGAGCGGGAGGCCCGCAAGCUGGAGAAGAAGCUUCGGGAGAUUGUGGGUCGGAAGAGCGAGAUCGAGGGCCACGACAUCCUGCGCAAGGUGCGCUUAGGAUACCGGCGUGUGACCCUCCCGGUUGCGGAGUAG
Molecule: messenger RNA, 480 nt
Organism: Symbiodinium necroappetens
Lineage: Eukaryota; Dinophyceae; Suessiales; Symbiodiniaceae
Source: the annotation of a GenBank genome assembly